AUGGAUACCUUCAUAUUCCCGUUCAACAAUGUUAGUGAUCUUGAACUGUGUAAUACUCUCCAUUAUACAACAUCCUUGGAUAACUUGGAAAAAGUAAAUUACUAUAAUUUCCCACCCAGUACCUCUGAUGUCACAAAUCAAACUGACCCAGACACAUUUCUCAGGUCUAAUUUAGGCCUCGAUAAUCCAGACUGCAAAUACUAUUUCAUUGAUUCUCAGCUUAGCAAUGUCCUCCAGCUGUCUAAAAAUGUGAUAUCUGUUAUGAGUCUAAACAUUAACAGCAUCCCUCUCCAUCUCGAUAUAUUCAUAGACCAAUGCUUACAUCCACUGAACUUCAACUUUGAUAUCUUGUCCUUCUGCGAAACAAAAUUAACUACAGAUAUACAACAUCUCUUUAAUGUACCUAAUUACAAUGCCUAUACCAACAAUUUAUCCCGCCAAAGUGGGGGUGUGGCCUUGUAUAAACGCAAAAUGGUCGGUGAGUCUACAUCUACACAAGUUUUAACGGAUCUAGAGAACUCCCUUAGAACAAACCACAUCGAGGAAGUUUACUUUAAAACAGCUUGUUAUGGAUUCAAUUUAGUUUUCGAAUAUCGAGAAGCCAUCGGUUAUAUUGCUCUUAGUCUUAAUCAUAGGAGUUUAAGGUUAGGCAAAGGCACACUAGUAAUCUUAGAGCUCUUAGCGGCCAUCUGUUUAGUGAAGGGAGGACAUGAAAUCAUUCUCAUUGCCUUCAGUAACUUCAAGGAUGUCUGCUCGGAGACACAACGUUUCCAGACACUCAUGAAUGACUUCUCAAACUAUGACUGUUUUUACAUUGAAUUCAUGGUGGCUUGUAUGCAGUUCAUCAACAUUGUGGAAAAACUAAGACACCAUGAGAGCAAAGAAUUACAGAUUCAGAUUUCUGCAUACCUCGAUAAUGUUUUCGACGUAGCUGCGCUCAUGGAAGACAGUGAAACGAAGAUAGCAGCACGGGAAAGGGUGGCAGAGCUGGAAGAUGAACUCUCACACGUAAGUCUUGUAAUAUCAGAUAAAGAGACUAUAAUACUUUUUUAUUGUUAUUGUUAUAUGGAGGAUGAAUAUAACGUCAUUGUAUUCUCUCUUCUCAGAUUCUUUAAACAUUUUUUAAAUAAAAAUUUUCUGCAAGUUCAGGAGGAAGUGUCAACUCUACGAAGGGAAGUGAACCAGAAGAGGGAGUCACGGCAAAGACAGUCGUUAUUGGAGAAGCAGAUUGUAGAACUCGAAACACUUGCUCGCUCAAAAUCUCAAAAAAACAGACCAGCUCUUCCCCCCCCACCUCUACUACCUCCCCCUAGGGUUGGGAUGGCCCCUGCUCCACCACCACCACCACUUCCAGGUACCGGUGGUUGCCCACCUGCACCUCCCAAGUUGCCGUUUGGUAUCAUGGGUGGCCCCAGACCCCCUCCACCCAUACCUCCAUCCAUGGCAUCUGCUGUCAUGUCUCCUCCUGACUCCAUGACCAUCAAGAAGGUCAACACCAAAUACAAUCUUCCGACGCUCAACUGGGUGGCAUUAAAGCCUAACCAGGUGAGAGGGACAAUCUUCAACGAACUAGACGACGAGAAGCUCUUUAACUGAAUAGACUUCUCUGACUUUGAAGAGCACUUUAAGAUUGGACAAGGAGGCCCGAGAUUGGCCAAUGGGACGUUUCAGAGGUGGACGCACUCCCAUGGAUUUGGGAGCAAGAGAUUCAAGAAGCCUGAAUUAACCUCCUUGAUGGAAGGCACACGGUUUGCGAAAUAUUGUCUUACGUAUGAGUACGGAUAUGGAAGAAGAUGUAGAAAUUGUAUUCAUCAAUUAUGGAGAAUAAAGGAAGAAGCAACAACGAUAGUCUUUUCUCCAGAACCCAUAGAAGUAUUCAUUCAUGAUAUUGUAGUGACCUGGAUUGCAGCCUCCACGUCAAAUGACCAUCCGAGCGGCAUCCGAACGUUUGGCGCCACCGAGAUGUUCAAGGAUGCCUGUUGCCCCAGCGCUAGUUUCCCACAGGGGAUUCUGCAGCCUACCUUUGUUCUGAAAGCGCCGCUCUGGACUGUUGAUUUUCGAGAACCGGUUGUUUGUCAUUACAAAAACCCCCACUGUGAAUCGGCCCACCUCAACCUCCGGUCGCCUAAGAUAAGUACAAGUGAGGAAUUUUAG
This is a messenger RNA of Penaeus indicus, 2154 nucleotides long. Its product is annotated as formin-like protein. Gene Ontology annotation, molecular function: actin filament binding. NCBI's taxonomy places the organism in Eukaryota, Metazoa, Arthropoda, Malacostraca, Decapoda, Penaeidae. Gene Ontology annotation, cellular component: cytosol. Gene Ontology annotation, biological process: cortical actin cytoskeleton organization; regulation of cell shape; cell migration. The record is from RefSeq and is a predicted model, not a curated record.